AGUUCUAAUAACGGCAUAAUGGUCUUGAGUACUGAAUGGUCUCAGGUGGAAGUUAUCGAUCUGGUAAAUGAUGGUAAUGGCUUGGGCUUCAUAUUGGUCGGUGGACGCAGCACUGGUGUUGUUAUAAAGGCAUUGACUCCCGGCGGCAUUGCGGAACGUGAUGGUCGUUUGCAAUGUGGUGAUCAUUUGUUGCAAAUUGGCGAUGUGAACUUGCGUGGCUUCAGUUCCGAGCAAGUAGCAACGGUUCUUCGUCAGACUGGAGCUCAGGUUCGACUGAUUGUAGCGAGGCCUGUGGAGCCGACAGCCAUCGAUUUACAAACGUUGGCCAGUCAUGCGCCAAUUAUUCCAACUAAGCUCCUCUCCGACCCAGAAGAACUGUCGCGGCAUCUCUUUCAAAAUCCCAGCUUUGCUACUAGUGCUACAGGCGUUGGAGUUGGCGGCGGCAGCGGCAUGGGCGGCAGCUGCUUCCUACCAACGCCGGACACUGAACUAGCCGAUUUGCCACUGCCACCCAUACCAACUGAUUUACCAUUAUCUGCAUCCGCAGCGGCGCGCGCAUGUCCCAAGGACUUGGACAUCGUACCGUUCUCGAUUGUAUCACCGUCACCGCCACCCCUAUUGCCUCUACCAUCCCCGCCAAACACAAUAGCAACGACACUCGGCACAUCGGUUACAUUGAGUUCACUACACCAGCAGCAAUUUGACAUUACCACCACCAACACAAGCAGCACCAUCAUAAAUUACUCAAAAACCACUCAGUUGGAACAAAUUGAGACUGUGAUAGCUGGCGUAGAUGCCGGCACCUCAACGAAUGCACCGGAUGCAGCGCAUAUUGAUGCCGAUCGCUGCUCCACGGCUUCAUCGAAUUACAUCGAUUCACCCGAGACAGAAACAUAUGAGGUAGAGUUGCAUAAGAAUGUCUACGGUCUUGGCAUCACUGUAGCCGGUUAUGUUUGUGAAGAGGAGGACCUUUCGGGAAUAUUUGUGAAAAGUAUUAUAGAAGGCAGUGCCGCAGAAGUGAGUGAGCGCAUACAGAUCAACGAUCGUAUCGUUGCUGUAGACGGCCGUUCACUCGCGGGCGUUACUAACCAUCAAGCGGUGGAGAUACUCCGUAAUACUGACAUCGAAGUCCACCUGACACUGGAACGCUUCUUGCGUGGACGCAAGUAUGAACAUUUGCAAAAUGCACUCACGGAAUUGAAAGGAGACACGCAAUCACAGAGUUCACUGCCCGCAUCACCUUCGAUUGCAACACUUUCUUGGCUGCCACCACGUUCCGAUGCCGAUUCUGUGGCCACGGAAGGCGGUAUUGUUAUGCUGGAGUUUUCCGACUUCCCAUCACGUGAAACUGUCGACUCUAAUAUGUCUUACAUGCUCGAUCGCAGCGAUCACAGCGGCAUUAGCAGUGCCAAACGGCAAAAGACGCCCACAACGCCCACGGCUAAACACUUAGCCAACGGCAAAGCAACGCAUAUCAAUGGAAGCCAUGACAAUGACAGUGAUGAUCACGACUCAGCAACGCUGGCGGUUCAAAUGCAGUCUACCGAAUGGCAGGCGUCUACAAUACCGGAGUCAUCGGUGAAACAGCCAAAUGGUGGUCGUAAGAAAUCUGUUAGCUCAGUGACUGCAACAACUGCAGCGGUGCCGGCAACAAAAACGGCGGUGACGGUGACUACAACAUUAACAGUGCCUGCGGUGGCAGCAACGACAACAAUAACGGCAACAACGUUAGCCGCCAAGCCCGCCGCUUCAACCUUAGCCCCGCCCAAUGUGGAGACGCUGAAGCUGACCUGGAAAAGUGAGUUUCCUGAAAGUGAAAUUAUUGUAGCCGAAAUAAAUAAACUUUCAGGUCUAGGGAUCAGCCUGGAGGGCACCGUGGAUGUCGAAGGCGGCAUUGAAAAGCGUCCACAUCAUUACAUACGCUCUAUCCUGGAAGAUGGGCCUGUGGGGCGACAAGGCAUACUCAAACCGGGAGACGAGCUACUACAAGUAAACGAAUAUAAAUUGCAAGGCCUUAAGCACACUGAAGUAGUUAAAAUACUGAAAGAACUGCCAACACACGUAAAGCUGGUAUGCGCGCGGGGACCCACCGCACCAUCCGUAAUAAACACAUCGCAAAAUCCAGAGGCUUUCGAAACACGCUCUCUACUACCAGGUGGUCAUCAGAGCCUGCAAAAUCUGCUAACCAAAGCACAAUCGGAGAGUUCUCUAUACACAUCAAGCACUGCCACGCUGACCGACCAGCAACGUUCCAAAUCAUUGGAGAACGUUUCGGGUCUGGCGCUUUGGAGCAGCGACGUCACUACCAUCGAAAUCGAAAAAACCGAACAAGGUUUCGGUUUCUCUAUACUUGACUACCAGGAUCCGAUGGAUGCCGAAGGUACGGUAAUUGUGAUACGUGGUCUAAUACGUGGUGGCGCAGCAGAAGCGACCAACGAGAUAUUUCCCGGAGAUCGAUUGGUCAGCGUCGGCGAACACACACUGCACGGACUCGAUUUGGACGAGGCAGUAGCGAUACUCAAAGGCAUGCCAGUGGGGAAAACCAAAUUGGGCAUUUGCAGACCACUCUCAACAUCGGACAGCAAUAUAGCAUCGCCAGCGGAGGAGGCCGACUCGCCAAGCACAUAGUUUUUAAGGAACUUUUACUAUUUCAUCGCAUUUUCGCAAAUUUAAGUCACGACGCUACCAAGCGCCCGGAUGAGUUCACUUCACAUCGCGAUUAUACGAACGAAGGCAUCUCACAUUCAAGUGGAUUCGUUGCUGACUAUGAAGCGGUCCGGGGCAGUGUGCCGGCUGCAGUGCAAUGGGAUGUGGUUGGAGGUGGCAACUUGGGUUGUUGCUGCUACUGCCGCUGCCGCUGCUGGUGUCGAACGACGCGAAUCUCUGAAGUGCUGUAAAUAUUUUGUUAGCCCAAGAAAUUACUUAACAAAAUUAGUAUGUACGUAUUUGUAAGGAUUAGUGCUAAGUAAUUAGUUGUUAGCGAACAGAAAUAAGAAAAAUUCGAAUAAAUAUGCUGUAAGUUCGCGAUAGGAGUUCAUAAGCCAUACAUCAGUUGUCGAAAUAUCAGCCUUAAUGAGUUAAUCAAAACAUUGCGCCGGAAUUAAACAUUUUUAAUUAUUCAUAUAUUUUGAAAAAAAUCCUGAAAUAUUAUAUUUUCAAACCUUUCAAAACACUAUGUUGUUCUCAAUUCUCAACCUAACCGCCUUACAUAUGCAAAAUUGUUACUUAAUUAAGUUUCUUUAAAAUAUAUGUAUAUAUUUAGAAGGAAUUUAAAACUAUAAAUAAAGUGGUAGAAUUUACAAUAUUUUCAUCGGCAGUUGGACUGCAUUCGAAACACUAAGCGACACUAACACCUUUUGCACUUAAGCUUUCGGAAGUCUUCGUAUUCCUUUAAGACCAUAUUUUAUGUUUUCAAAGCUGGAAACUUCCCAUCCAUUGGCACAAUGUGUCUCAGCCAAUCAUAUUUUCGCAAGAUCUUUCACAGAAAAGUUCUUAGAGCUAUCUUAUCGAAUAUUGUCUAAUUUCACGUUACUGAACUUUAUGCUAGGAAGAGAUGAUGGGUUUAUAUCUUAAUAUAUUACCCAAUUUAAUAUAACAAAUUAGUUGAAUUUCAAGCCUACCCACUUCUUGGUUAGUUUACAUCUACAUCACUGUCACAGAACAAACUUUUAAAAACAUAAUUUAUAUUGAUUUUAAAUAAGGCAAUAAGGCUACAAAAAAUCCUGAGACAAAUUCAAACCUUCAUACAGGCGAUCUUAAACAUUUACCGUGAUUCAUUUUCCUCUUCCUCAGCUAUAUUUGCAAACCCAUAUUUUCAGCGCACAGUUCUUCUUCGUAUUUCCAAACUAUUUUACCGAGCAAUAUUAUCGUCAAGUCAAAGUGAAAUUUCAAGUGACCGUUAUAAUUUAUGAAAUGCUAAUUGACGAACACUCCUACAACAUACACAUGCAUGCAUAUCAAAGCAUAGGAUUGCAGACCAAACAUAAUCUAUCUUAUACAUAACUGUAAAUAGUUGUUGUUGACUUCUAUAAACUUACUAUAAUUAUUUGCAUUGCUAUUUUUAACAUCAAGGAAUACCGAAUAUGAAGCUAAUUUCAUUCACAAACUUUAGAAAAUUGUUUAACAACACUACAUACACACAUACACACAUGUACAUUUUAGUCUAACUAAUUGCAUUGCCUUGUAGAUAACAACUGAGUAGAACUAUUCGAUUGUAAUAUAAAAGCCAUGAAUUAUUAAAAAGUCAAGGUAUAUAUGUUUGUAUAUACACAUAUAUAUACGAGUGUAUAUAAAAGGAAAUAGAAAUAAAAUAUAAGGAAAUUGCGAUGAUUUGCACAUUUGAAGCAAGGAAAAAGCGAAAUUGAAGCGGAAAUGCGUAGCAUAAUUUAAGCAUUACUACAUGAAACCAAUGUAAUACUUUAGUAACUAAUUACUCGUAGAUACAUGAAUGGAGAGCACAAACAAAUCAAGUGUGAAAGGCACAAACAAAGAAACUUAUGAUUAACUGUUAAAUGCGUACAUAUGAGAUCACAUGUAGCCAACAUGAGAUGAUUUAGAUUAAGUCAAGUCGAAAAGCUCAUUUCACGAAAAAAGUAAUAAAAAUAAUAACACAAAAAUAAAAAAUACAAAAUUAAAAAUAAAAUUUAAAUGAAAAGCGAACAUAGCUAAUUCACUUUGCGAGCAUCAUACACGAACUUAAAUUAAUUCAUUCCUCCAAUAACUCCUAUUACUUAGAAGCAUAUGAAAAUAAUUCACUCUCAAGACAUCGCAUGAAAAUAACGUUAGCUCUAGCGAAAAUUAAAAAAAAAAAAAGUUAAGGAGACCGAUUAUGGUGGCAAGAUAACGUAAAAUAUCUAUCUGAAAAACAACUGAGUUGCAAGAGAAGCUUAAUAGUGAUACUAAUUUUAAAAUGUCUAAAGUUUAUUAAAUGAAAACUAAUUUAUAAAAUAAAAAUAAAAAAAAAUAGUUAAAUAAUGCGAAAACAGCAACACUUGUAUAAAAGGUUUAUUAAGCAAUUCAAAUGCGUUUCAGCGCUCACACACUCACACACGCUCACAUUUCCACAUCAUGACAGCUCACACAUACAAACACGCGUACAUACAAAUUAGCUUACA
Molecule: messenger RNA, 5114 nt
Organism: Bactrocera latifrons
Lineage: Eukaryota; Metazoa; Arthropoda; Insecta; Diptera; Tephritidae
Product: patj homolog
Exons: 2
Coding region: 19-2628 (869 amino acids)
Molecular function (GO): protein binding
Source: RefSeq, a predicted model, not a curated record